UUUUCUUGAUUAAGAAAUAUCAUCCGAGGUCAGGCCCUUUAACUCAGCGUGGCAAGAAGUUAUGUAGCUGAUAUAACAAGGCAAUGAAGCACUAGCUUGCAAUGGUUUGAGAGUUACUAUUGGCCUAGAAGCAACAGCGUAAACUGCAAUUCAUAAAUAUUCCAGUUCACUGUUAUAUGUAAUUUAGACUGAUUUAGCCUAGAAUAUAUUGUGUUUAAAGUGCCACGUUACAGCAUCCAUGUGUUUUCAGGAGGCUGAUUGAUUCAUAUAGGUUACAGUUUUUAACAGAUUUACAAUUUAUCAUCGUAUUGAAAUUGAAAGCUUUAGCUUUCUUGAUUAAAUUUCUGAGUUGCCCCUAACACUUUAAGAUCAUCUGAAGGAGUUGGAUACUCGUAACCUACUGUGACAGAAUGCAUACCCGUACUUGUUCGUUUUGGCUUUCGUGUUCAUAUUUUUGAUCAUUUCUCUCUUGUUGGAUAAGACGUGUACAUGUGGAUCGUUUUUUUUUAUUAGAUUUAUUCUUUUAUCGCAAGAAAGGAUUAUUUUAAUUUAUAAAAUUACACUUUGUGUUAAAGUGGUUAUUGCCAUUUAAUCAUGUCAACGAACGGAAGUGCGCGUGCAAGAACGGCUAUGAGUGCCUCGUCUUCAAGUAGCCAUCGUUCGGUACUAGAUUACGGAGUGAGUCGUCCCAGUACUUCCUUCAAGUCAGUUGAGAAACACUCUUCAGCAUCUCCGAGUAGACAAUCAGUAUUUCGGAGUGGAAACCGAAAUGUAUUCACAGAUCUAUUAGGAGGGAGUAGUCGUGUGACAAGUUCGUAUGUUCCACCACAGAAAACGACGCCUAAAGGUCCAACAGGAAGCAGAAUGCUAUUCACAGGUCCCGAUCAAUCCGAUUCACAUCGUAUUCAGGUUGGAGACAAAGGAAAAUACGUCGGGUUUCGACCAUUAUCCAAGGAAGUGACAUCAGAUUCCGAGUAUUUGUACAGACCAUGCAAGGGCGACGAACCAGCAAUGCGGAUGCGCCACGAGAGAGUCGGAGAAAUAGGGUGGAACGUUCCAAAGCUGUGGAGGUUAAGCAAACUUGAAAAAUCACUUGCAUCCUGAAACUGAACACAACUUAGCCAGGAUGACAUGAUCAAAACAAGGAUAAUUGAAACGCCCAUUGAAUGGCAUUGCUAGCCAAUGUUUCCUGUUAUAAUGUGCCCUGUUUUUAAGUGCUAUUUGGUAUUCUUGUAAAAUGAAUCCACGAGUGUUCGUGACACAAUAAAGGAACAGCUUGGUAAUCGAUAAAACAAAAAUACGCUUUGCAUCCCAAACAGCUCCUAUCUAUCCACGCAUUAGGGAGAAUAAAGUUGACUAUUAUUCAAGAAUAUGACAGCUACUAGCUACAUGAAGAAAACGUAAAACUUUCUCACUUUUUUCUCUGAAUCAAAUUCAAGACCAUCGAUUGAAAAAUCGUGGAAUUAAGUAUUGCACGCUAAUAUAACUAGAAAUCCUAGAAAUAAUAAUCCUCAUCCCAUGCAUGUUAAUGCUUUUUUUUACUUUAUUUCUUUUAUCAUUGUAGGAUUGUCUCACUUUUGCUAUCAACAAAGGAUUUAUUUAGAAAUAGUUAUUAAAGCUUUUGUUUCGAAGUCUGUUGAUUCAAUUUUAUUGUUCCACAGGAUAGUUUCAGACUUUAUGUUUCAGGCGGAAUAUGGUCAUAGCGUCAUAAGAAUUGUAGAAUAUAAAGCCGAAGUUCAAUGUUUAUAUUAGAGCAUUUCUUUAAGAUCGAAAAAAGUGAAACGUUUCGCUUUUCGAGUUAUACAGGUCAGAACGUCAAACACUAAAAGUUUCAGAGAUCCGGCCACCAUAUUUGUUGUAGCAUGUUCUUUUUCAUUAGAUAUUAAUA
Molecule: messenger RNA, 1888 nt
Organism: Styela clava
Lineage: Eukaryota; Metazoa; Chordata; Ascidiacea; Stolidobranchia; Styelidae
Source: RefSeq, a predicted model, not a curated record